UCGAAGUGGAUUUCUCCAGGCGUACACUCCUUGUUUUCUGUAUCCCAACUAGCAUUUCUGUUCAUACGCCUGUUCAGAAAUGUUACGGUUAAAACAACCAUCGCUCGUAGCUGUCAAUGACGGCUCUUAGCGUUUUACAACGCGGGGGAACUGAAAACCAGCGUUUCUGCCAGCUAAGCUAACGUAACUGCAACCGUUAGCAGAACUAUUCCUACUCCUCUGUCGAGCUAGCUGUGGAUUAGCACUUUAGCCUAGCUUGCUAACCAAGCACAUCUGAGAAAGGGAACAGAUGAUGUGAAAUAAAAGAGCGCCGUUGGGAGCCAUUACCGAUUCUGGCUGACACCCAGUGAACAUAAGACAUCUUCCUACAGAUCCAGACAGCAUUCCUGUCUGUUGCUCAUCCAGCACCUGAACCAUGUGAGGACCCCUCGGUCUGAUCUGAGGGGAUCCCUGGACUGUUGAAACAAGGACCCCGCUGUGCGGGGAAGGACUCAUCCUGUCUCUGUGUGACAGAGCAGCAAAACUACCAACUCCCCAUCUAAACAUUCCCAUUUUCCCUACCAAGGGGACACGCCAUGAUGUUCCGAGAUCAGGUGGGUAUCCUCACAGAUUGGUUCAAAGGCUGGAAUGAGUGUGAACAGACGGUGGCACUCUUGUCACUUCUGAAGAGGGUGUCCCGCACCCAGGCUCGUUUUCUCCACAUCUGCCUUGAACAUUGGCUGGCAGACUGCACUGAGAUCCACAUCCUUGAAGCUGAGGCCAACAAUGCAGCAACUGUCAGCCAGUGGCAUCAGGAGCCAAAGGAAAAGGUGGUUUCCUUGCUGUUGUCCCACUUGCCCCUGCUGCAGCCACGUAACUGUGAGGCCAAAUGUGAGUACAUGAAGCUGCUGCAGAAGGUGUUAACCCACACGAUUGAGAGUAGCCUUUUUGUGGAAGAAAGCAGGCAACUGCUCUCCUAUGCACUCAUCCACCCUGCCACCACCCUGGAUGAUCGCACCUCACUUGCCUCCUGGCUAAAUCACCUGGAGGAACACCUCUCUAGCGGUUAUGCAUCUCGGGCACCUCCGAGCCCUUACCACCCACGCCAGGGCUCAGAUGAAUGGCCCAGCUCUGCUGAGGUUCUUGACCCAGGCAAUGCAUGGUCAGACAAGUCCCCUUCAUCUAGCACAUCUCCUGCCGGCCAGAAUGGACACAUGCCUUUUCCAGGCGGGAUGUCCUCUCCAGUUAACAGCAAUAACACAGGUAUGGUUGGGCAAAUCCAGCCAAGCCCUCUGAAGAAGCCCAUGCAGGGGAUUCCCUCUAACUCCCAGGCUUGUGGUUCAGAGUGGGGCAGCCAGGAUGACACAGGGGGGCGGCAGAACUUCAUCUCCACAGAUCAUGCACCCCUUUCACCUCAGAGCAGCAUAGCAUCUUCAGGCAGUGAGCAGACAGAAGAGCAGGGCUCCGCUCGCAACACUUUCCUGGAGGAUGGCAGCGGCAUGAAAGAUGUUCCUGCGUGGUUAAAGAGCCUCCGUCUUCAUAAAUAUGCAUCCCUAUUCUCUCAGAUGACCUAUGAGGAGAUGAUGAUACUCACGGAGCAACAUCUAGAAUCUCAGAAUGUCACUAAAGGAGCCCGACACAAGAUUGCGUUGAGUAUCCAAAAGCUGCGAGAGAGACAAGGUGUUCUCAAGUCUUUAGAAAAGGAUAUUUUGGAGGGGGGGAACCUGCGAAAUGCCCUCCAGGAGCUUCAGCAGAUCAUCAUUACACCCAUCAAGGCCUACAGUCCACCCAGCGCUGCACAAGCUGUCUCAGAUGCCUCCAAUUCCUCCACAGAAGGCACAAAAACAGAAGCAGAUAAAGAGCCAACAUCGGAGGAUUUUCAGUCCCACAACCAACCCCCCUGUGACGGAGACUCUGCAGUCACACCUGUUUCAGAUGGGGACAUUGCAGGACAGUUUACACGCGUCAUGGGAAAAGUAUGCACCCAGCUGCUGGUUUCAAGGCCAGAUGAGGAAAACAUUAGUUGUUACCUUCAACUUAUUGAAAAAUGUCUCGCACACGAGGCAUUCACAGAAACUCACAAGAAAAGGCUGGUCACCUGGAAGCAACAGGUUCUUAAGCUGCUGCGCCUCUUCCCUCGGAAAACUAUGCCUGACAUGUCGGCUUACCGACAGAAAGGCUGGAACUAUGGGUCAAACUCCCUCCCCACAGCAGGCUCUGUGAGUGGAGGUGUAAGCCGAAGGGGCCAGAGGCAGUUCCAGAUGACCCCUCGAGGACUCCCAGCUGGGCGCAUGUGUCUUCCUGGUGGGAUCGGUGGAGCAUCUCCACGCCACACGCUCACUAAUCCUGCAUUAGCAGGACAGGGUAGACAAAGCCUGUGGUUUGCCAACCCUGGGGGCAGUAACAGUAUGCCAAGUCAGAGUCGCAGCUCUGUGCAGCGGACCCAUUCGCUGCCUGUUCACACUUCUCCACAAACCAUGCUGAUGUUCCAGCAGCAAGAAUGCCAAGUUCCAGGUUCUGACCUGGAGAUCAACCCCACGCUGGAGUCACUGUGCCUCAGUAUGACGGAGCAUGCCUUAGGGGAUGGAACUGACCGGACAUCAACAAUAUGAAAAAAAGGAAAUAGACUCUUCAUUUGAGGCCUGCUCAGUUCAGCACAAAGAUAGAUGUAUGCUCCAAAAGCCCAGGCAACGCAGUCACUACAAUAUGACAAAAAACUGUGUAUAUGUUCUCUAAUAUUUUUGUACUUUAUUAUAUACAACUAAGUUUAUUAAAAUGGAGUACAGAUGACUAUUAUAUUGUAGAACAGAGGUUAACUGUGUCAGCUGUGCCAUGCCACCUGCAGCAGGACUGUGGCAUGGUGUGCAGCGGUUCAGUUUACCAUGAUAUAAAAAAAAGAAGUGGAUUGGUGCUGUCAUAAAGGGUUCUGCCCUGAAUUUGCUCUUCUUCUCUUGCUACCUUUGAUCAAGGUUUUCUAUCUACAACACACUGACAACCCCUUCACCACACACUCUAGGUUCUGAAAAUGUCCAGCCACAAGUAAGGCACUUUUAUUGACUUUGAUAUUAGGCACUAAAUGUAACUGGCCCUGGUGGUAAAAACUCUGAGGUUUUCCCUGGACAUCGGUAAUAACCUGAUUCCAUAGGAUGCUCUAGUCAGGGCUUUGAAUUAAGGCAGAUGUUUACUUUAGUUCACUCUAAUGUUUUUCUUUUUUGAAAAAAGAAAAGAGAGGACCAAAAGAAAUCAGAAAUAGUUUGUAUUUAAACUUUUGGACAUACCCUUUUUUUCCCUUUGUUGUUUUACUUUGACAUUUAAAGUUAAAGUGAUUGUCCUCUAAGCAUCUACAAAACCAAAGACAAGGGUUGUUUGUUUGUUGCUUCGAGAAAGAUAUUUGUAGUGAGUUGGAGCAGAAUAAAAAAAAAACAAAAAAAUGCAGUGCGAAACAUUAUUGCCAGCGCAAAUUUGUCUCUUAUUUUAAUGUCCUCCUUAUUAAAUGAUGAUGAAUCUCAUUUUUGGUCAGGGACUCCCCCUAGGGGGCGGGGGGGUUAGUAAGAGCUAGUGAGGUUUGUUCUGUGCAGGAGCUAAUUAGAUAUUGAAUUGAUAAAAGCACUGAGGCCAUAUUGUUUUCAAAUAACCACCAUAAUGCUGGCCAGAGCUAGAUAAAUGAGAAAGGUCUCAGCCCUCUGGUUCUUUAGCUUUGGCUUU
Cyprinodon variegatus (sheepshead minnow) is the source of this 3684-nucleotide messenger RNA. RefSeq names its product sterile alpha motif domain containing 4B (gene samd4b). NCBI's taxonomy places the organism in Eukaryota, Metazoa, Chordata, Actinopteri, Cyprinodontiformes, Cyprinodontidae. The record is from RefSeq and is a predicted model, not a curated record. The coding region runs from base 576 to 2591 and encodes 671 amino acids. The transcript is spliced from 13 exons. Gene Ontology annotation, biological process: regulation of mRNA stability; nuclear-transcribed mRNA poly(A) tail shortening; negative regulation of translation. Gene Ontology annotation, cellular component: P-body. Gene Ontology annotation, molecular function: translation repressor activity; mRNA binding; protein binding.